Cinara cedri is the source of this 2028-nucleotide messenger RNA. The record is from the annotation of a GenBank genome assembly. Lineage: Eukaryota; Metazoa; Arthropoda; Insecta; Hemiptera; Aphididae.
AUGUUAUGGGGUUCAAGUCCAUGUUUAGAUCUAGGAGCUUAUGGUGUCGGCAGUGGACAUAUAAAAAUAUUGAUCAUAAGCGCCGGUGACACGCGCCACAUUCUGCAGACAUUGGCUAAACGGUAUAAAUAUUCCUAUUCGAAAAUCGAUAUAUUCAUAUACGAACCAGUAGUCGAGAUGUAUGCCAGACACAUACAGCAAAUAGCAUUGGCCCUUGAGCCGAUUGAUCGGUUCAGCUUAUCGUAUAAGGUAAGCGUUUCUUGUGUCCCUACUUACUGUACCAAAUUAAGUACCUACUGAAGUUAGAUUUUAUUCGAAUGUUUUUUUUUUUAUAUUAGAAACAAUAGUUGGUGUCUAAAAGUUUUGGAGGAGAAAAUAUUAAUGUAAAUUAUUUAGGUAGGUUAGUUAACUAUGUGUAAUAAUGUUUGUUCAGAAAUAUAAUAGAUAGGUAGGUAAAUAAUUAUACGAAAAUAAUUUAUAUUAAAUAUUUGAAUUAGUAUUCAUUCAGUUUUAUUUUAAAAUCCCUUGAACUAAGAUAUGGGUAGAUUGUAAAACCAAAAACAAACAAGACACAAAAUCAAUGAAGAAAAGGCCGUAAUGUAUAAUAAUACAUUUCGUAAAUUUUCUUUUUUUUUCCAAAUUUAUUGAGAAAAUCCCGGUUAGAUUUGUCUUUAGAAAAAAGUACUAUACUAGAAAAUUGGAACAAAAUCGUUCAUAAAAAAAUUUAAAAAAUACAUAAAAUAAAAUAAAAAUUCAUUAAACCUAUUGCCUAAUCUUAUACCUAUUUUUCGAGUACCUACAAUUUGACAAUAUCUUACAUGGUAUAUUUUAUAGUAUAUAAUAUAGGUAUACCAAAACAUUAACCCAACUAAGUACUAAUUAUAUCUAAGUAUACUAAAUAUUUUACUAACUGAAUUAUAAUAUUAUAAUCUAUAGGUUCGUACUUGGAUGGAACUUUAUGGUAAUACUCUUGUAAAGCCAAGCACAAACAGUUAUCUAAUCAAAAAGUCAGCUCAACUAAUUGAUAUUAUUACUGAUGAUACAGUAAGACAGUUUUGUUUGCCGAUUAUACAAUUUGAUGCACUUAAGUACAAAGAAAAAGAUUGUGUUGAAAACAUAUUUAAAUAUUGGAAAAAUAAUAAAGGUUUCAACAUUACUAAAAUGUGGGAUAUGAGAAUACGGCAAAACUUAGGUGUUCGAUACGAUCAUCGAACAAAUUUAUUUGAUUGGGAUUUACAUAUGAAUCUUCAUCGUAUCGAUGGAGGUAACAGAAUCACACACCAAGAGUACAUAUAUUGGCGAAGUACUGGAGUAGCUUAUACAUUUUUAGAGACAGAUUGCACUGAACCUAAUUACACAUUUGCAUUAGCACUGUUAAAAGAUGGUGAUAAAAUAACAGCUAUGAACUAUUUUGGUGACAUUUUGAAUGGCCCUUUUCCGUCUUUUGGUUUGGACUGUGAAGACAAGGAUAUGUUAAAUAUGGGCAACAUGCAACCUCUUAAACGGUCCACUGAUUUGACAGAGAGAAACUUAACUAGAAUGUUUUAUGAGAUAGAAAACCAAACAUCUUAUGAACAUAAUGGUACGACGGACAAUCUCGGAAUUAUUAUAACAGAAUUACCAAAUAUAAAAAUCCAAGAAGUCCUAAAUACAUCAAAUCAAACUGAUGUUAAAUCUGAACAUUACCCAAGUGUUUAUGUUGGUGAUGUCGAAAUCCACUUUAUUCCACGUACAGCUAUGAUUGAUUAUCCAACGUUUGAUAGAUAUAAACAUUUUUUUGAUAUUAUGUAUUGUGGUCAUAUCUAUCUUGAAAAAAUGAAUGCUAAUGUAACAUCUAUGGUUAAAAAUGAAGGCACAAUUUUAAUGGAAACUCGAAAAUUUAUUGUUAAUUAUAAAGAAGCGCAACAUAAUGAAUUUAAACAAAAAUUAUUAGAUUUUAUGAAAAAUUGUGAUUGUAUAGUAUUAGAGGAUGUUGAUGUAAUUCAAAAUGCUGUCAUUAAGUUUAAUGUAAAACAUAAUACAAUUUAA